AUGACAAUAGAAGCAGUGCCUGAGCAGGAUAAAACUCAAAUCACAGGAAGGAAGCGACCUCCAGCACCAUUCCCACAGAGAUUGGCCAAAUAUCAAAAGGAUGAGCAAUAUAAGAAAUUCAUGGAGAUGGUGAAACAAAUCCAGGCGAACAUUCCACUGAUUGAUGCCUUGAAGGAGAUGCCCGGUUAUGCAAAAAUGAUGAAGGACUUGAUGUCUUGUAAGUUCGAUUUUCAAGACUUGGCCACUGUUACACUGACUCAGACAUGUAGUGUUGUUGUGACGAGACCCAUAGCUGAGAAGUUGUCCGACCCAGGAAGUUUCACAAUCCCAUGCACAAUAGGCAACUAUGCUUUUGCUAAAGCAUUGUGUGAUUUAGGGGCAAGCAUAAACUUGAUGCCCUUGGUUAUCUACAAAAGGUUAGGCAUUGGAAGAGCAAGACCCACAUCCAUGUUACUACAACUAGCCAACCGGACAGUGAAGAGGCCAUCAGGUAUCCUUGAUGAUGUACUAGUGCAGGUUGGAAAGUUUGUGUUUCCAGCGGAUUUUGUCAUUCUGGACUGCCGGGUUGACGAGGAGAUUCCCACAAUUUUGGGAAGACCAUUCUUGGAAACUGGGAGAGAUCUAAUUGAUUGUGAAACUGGAGAGCUAAAAAUGAGACUGAAUGAUUAA
This is a messenger RNA of Nicotiana attenuata, 669 nucleotides long. RefSeq lists its product as uncharacterized. Bases 1 to 669 code for a protein of 222 amino acids. The transcript has a single exon. Lineage: Eukaryota; Viridiplantae; Streptophyta; Magnoliopsida; Solanales; Solanaceae. The record is from RefSeq and is a predicted model, not a curated record.